AGAACAGAGUGAAAGAGACUCUGAGCAGGUCAUCAUUUUAUGGAGAGAGAAGAAUAAAUCAAAUUCAGAGGAAACACAGCUUUUGUGACUGGUGCUCUGGCUGGUGGAUUGGCUCAAGUGUCCUUUGCAGAAUCCUUUGUCAGGCCCUCUGUUUCCAAACCAGGGGGUAGUGAAGGGCAACUUCUCUCCAUGGGAGCAUUGCAGAAGUUACCUUUCUCAACAGCUGAAGAUGGAAACGUCCACUCCAGCUCACACCGGUCCUGUUCAGACCAACAUGACAGCUCAGACAGGAGGAACCGUCUGUGCUCCUGUUCUCCAUGGAAACAAUAUUCAAGGCUCAGUGAAUGUAACCAUUAUUCAGGGAGGUCAGGAAGGCUCCAGUUCCAGCACCAGUACAGUACAGGCUGGAGGUUCUCCUGGUGCUCCUGCUCUCACUGAAGAUUUGGUAACUGUAUAUAAACAAAAACUGGAGAUGAAAUUUCUGAGCAUUAAAGAAGGAAUCUCCCAGCAUGGAACAUCAACCCUUCUGAAUGAGAUCUACACAGAACUCUACAUCACAGAGGGAGGGAGUGGAGAGGUCAAUAAAGAACAUGAGGUCAGACAGAUUGAGACAGCAAAUAGGAGACCAGCAACACAGGACAAACCCAUCAAAUGCAAUGACCUCUUUAAAGACAAACCCAUCAGAACUGUGCUGACUAAAGGAGUGGCUGGAAUUGGAAAAACAGUCUCUGUACAGAAGUUUAUGCUGGACUGGGCUGAAGGAAAAGAAAAUCAGGACAUCCUCUUCAUAUUUCCACUUCCAUUUAAAGAGUUGAAUUUGAUAAAGAAAAAGCUCAGUCUGAUGAAUCUUCUUCAUUGCUUUUUCCCAAAUCCAAAAGAACUAAGAUCAGUAGACUGUGAAGCUUACAAAAGCAUGUUCAUCUGUGAUGGUCUGGAUGAGUGUCGACUUCCUCUAGAUUUCCAGAACAAUGAGGGCUUAUUUGAUGUAACAGAUUCAGCCUCAGUUGAUGUGCUGCUGACAAACCUCAUCGAGGGGAAUCUGCUUCCCUCUGCUCUCCUCUGGAUAACCUCUCGACCAGCAGCAGCCAAUCAGAUCCCUCCUGAGUGUGUUGACCUGGUAACAGAGCUACAAGGGUUCACUGACCCUCAGAAAGAGGAGUACUUCAGGAAGAGAAUCAGUGACCAGAGCCUGGCCAAUAAAAUCAUCUCACACAUGAAGUCCUCAAGAAGCCUCUACAUCAUGUGCCACAUCCCAGUCUUCUGUUGGACUGCAGCCACUGUUCUAGAGAGAGUGUUGGGUGAAGCGGGUGAAGAGAGUGGAGAGAUCCCCAAGACUCUGACUCAAAUGUUCUCACACUUCCUGAUCUUUCAGAUCAAACACAAGGACCAAAAGUACCAUGGGAAAUAUGACACUGAUCCCGAGCAGACUAAAGAGAGUAUUCUGGCCCUGGGAAAACUGGCUUUCCAACAGCUGGAAAAGGGCAAUCUGAUCUUCUAUGAGGAAGACCUGAGAGAGUGUGGCAUUGAUGUCAGAGAAGUGUCAGUGUACUCAGGAGUUUGCACCCAGAUCUUCAGAGAGGAGUUUGGGCUGCACCUGGGGAAGGUGUUCAGCUUUGUGCACCUGAGUGUUCAGGAGUUUCUGGCUGCUUUAUAUGCAUUCAUUUCCUUUAAUUGCAACAGCCAAAAUUUUUUGCUACCUGGAUUUUUUGGUUUCUUCAGAAAUUCAUCAUCUGACUUCCUCAAGUCUGCAGUGGACAAGGCCUUACAGAGUAAGAAUGGACACCUGGACCUUUUCCUCCGCUUCCUUCUAGGCCUCUCACUGGAGUCCAAUCAGACUCUCUUACGAGGCCUAAUGUCACAGACAGGAAGCAAUUCUCAGAGCAAAGAGGAAACAGUCCAGUACAUCAAGGAGAAGAUCAGGGAGAAUCCCUCUCCAGAGAAAUCCAUCAAUCUGUUCCACUGUCUGAAUGAACUGAAUGAUCAUUCUCUAGAGCAGGAAGUUCAAACAUACCUGAACAGAGAAAGUUAUGGUUGUCUGAGGGGAGCUAGCCUCUCUCCUGCCCAGUGGUCAGCUCUGGUGUUUGUGUUACUCAACUCAGAAGAGGAGAUGGAUGGGUUUAACCUGAGUAAAUAUUUUCCAUCUGAAGAAUGUCUUCUGAAUCUAUUGCCCGUUAUCAAAUCCAACAGAAGAGCCAAAGAAAAGCUGUGCAGCUCUGUCCUCAGCUCUCAGCUCAAACUCCUCAAGUCUGAGAAAAUUGGACGUCAGUAACAAUAAACUGCAGGAUUCAGGAGUGGAGCUGCUCUCUGCUGGACUGAAGAAUUCACGCUGUAAACUGGAGUCACUGGUGUAAGAUCAUCAUUUUAUCAGUAUGUGUGUGUUGUGUGUGUGUGUUGUGUGUGAU
Messenger RNA from Colossoma macropomum (tambaqui), 2402 nucleotides. Its product is annotated as NLR family CARD domain-containing protein 3-like. The coding region runs from base 230 to 2269 and encodes 679 amino acids. The transcript has 6 exons. The record is from RefSeq and is a predicted model, not a curated record. Lineage: Eukaryota; Metazoa; Chordata; Actinopteri; Characiformes; Serrasalmidae.